Pipistrellus kuhlii (Kuhl's pipistrelle) is the source of this 1948-nucleotide messenger RNA. It is a transcript of the gene LRRC38, whose product is annotated as leucine rich repeat containing 38. The transcript is spliced from 2 exons. Lineage: Eukaryota; Metazoa; Chordata; Mammalia; Chiroptera; Vespertilionidae. Gene Ontology annotation, molecular function: voltage-gated potassium channel activity; potassium channel activator activity; transmembrane transporter binding. Gene Ontology annotation, cellular component: voltage-gated potassium channel complex. Bases 64 to 960 code for a protein of 298 amino acids. The record is from RefSeq and is a predicted model, not a curated record.
GCGCCCCGCUGUCCUGCCGUCCGCAGAGCCGGUCCGCGUCGCCGCGGCUCGCGGGGUCCGGCCAUGCGCCCCCGCGCCGCCCCCCGCGCCCCCGCCGCCUUGCUCGGGCUCUGCGGCCUCCUCCUCCUGCUGCUGCUGCUCGGACCCGGGCGCGCCUGCCCCGCGGGCUGCGCCUGCCCGGACCCGCUCACCGUGGACUGCCGCGGCCGCGGGCUGCCCAGCGUGCCCGACCCCUUCCCGCUGGACGUGCGCAAGCUGCUGGCGGCCGGCAACCGCAUCCAGCGCCUCCCCGAGGACCUCUUCCUGCUCCACGGCGACCUGGUGUACCUGGACCUCGGCAACAACUCGCUGCGCGCGCUGGAGGAGGGCGCGUUCCGCGGCUCGGCCAGGCUGGCCUUCCUGGACCUCAGCCACAACAACCUGAGCCGCCUAGACGCCGGCGCCUUCCGCUCGGCCGCGGGGCUGGUGCGGCUCAGCCUGGCCCACAACCGCCUGCAGGGCGUGCACGAGGCGGCCUUCGAGAGCCUGGAGUCGCUGCAGGUGCUGGAGCUCCACGGCAACGAGCUGCGCGGCCUCAGCGUGGCCGCCCUGGCCGCGCUGCCCGCGCUGCGCUCCCUGCGCCUGGACGGCAACCCCUGGCUCUGCGACUGCGACUUCGCCCACCUCUUCGCCUGGAUCCAGGAGAACGCGUCCAAGCUGCCCAAAGGCCUCGAUGAAAUCCAGUGCUCCCUGCCCCCCGAGAACAGGAGGGUGUUCCUGCGCCAGCUGUCGGAGGCCAGCUUCAGCGAGUGCAAGUUCAGCCUCUCGCUCACAGACCUGUUCAUCAUCAUCUUCUCGGGCGUGGCCGUGUCCAUCGCCGCCAUCAUCUCCAGCUUCGUCCUGGCCACCGUGGUGCAGUGCUUCCAGAGGUGCACCCCCAGCAAGGACGCCGAGGAGGAAGAUGAGGAUGAGGACGACUGAGCCCACGCUGGUGGCUCCCGUCCGAGGAGAGAGGGAGAUGCUGAGACCCACGCGGUCAGUGCCCUGAGCCGCCCAGAGUGGACCCUGGGACGCACCGGGUGGGACCUCCGACCUCAGAGUGUAUAAUCCUUAGCUCAAGGAGCUCAGGAAGGCUUCCUGGAGGAGGGGCUGCGGCCCAGUGUGGGGUGCGUGGGGAGAUGAUGGAGUCAAGCUUCACAGCUGCCGGCGGGAAACCAGACUCGCAGCGCUCGCCCACAACGAUGACUUUGUGACAUCCACGUCUCUGGCCUGGCCUGGGCCACCAGGUCACACCUCCUUCCUCCCAGGAGGCGGCCGCUCAGACAGUAGGGGUUGGGGUUCAGGUCUCUCUCCCACGUUUGGCUAACAUGGCACCCAGGAGUAAGCCAAGAGCUGGCGGGAGGGUGGUGGUGGUUCCAUUCUGGUUGGGAAAACCUUUGUGGACAGAAAACAAACCUCGAUUCUUACCCCCGAGGCAGCGGCCCUCGAAGGAAGGACAUUUGCUUUGAAUAGCCCCAUGGGCUCUGCUCAGAGUCACUUCCCUCUGGCGUUUCUCUCCCCAUCCCCAGACCCUGUCCCUGAGCUGCUCCCCAGCCGUCCCCUCUGCUGGCUCUGUUCCAGACUCGCCAGCUCCAGAAUUUGCGCUGAAACCUUCCUGGAGGCCAGGCUUCUAGAAAGCAGGAGGCAUCGGACCCACAAAAUGGUAAAAUGAUGAAACAAAUGAACUGGGACUCGGCCUCUGCAAACCUCCCCUGCGGCCUCAGCGUGUGUGUGUGUGUGUGUGUGUGUGUGUGUGUGUGUGAGAGACGUGGUUGUGGAGCUGAGACCGUGGCAGGCAGUGGUUUCCAGCGUGUGGGAUGCAGCCCGUUGGUUCUGAGACAGUACGGCACCAGCAGGGUCAUGGGCCCAGCGGGGUGAUGUGAGGCGACACACGUGAGCAGCACUGGGCCCUGUGGGGCUUGACAGAUGG